AUGGCCGGAAGAAUUCAUGGGUUUCUUUCUGGAGUCUUAUUGACGUCGGCUAUAACUUACUACACCGGCGAGUAUAUUAAGAAAAAUCAGCAGUUUGUGUCCAGACAUUUACAAACAUCCACUCGAAUCAUAGACAAUAGAAUCCUUUCUGAUAAAGAUAUUAAUAAGGAUAUUGAACCUGGUAGUAGUCAUAUUACUCGGACGAGUCGUGGAGAGUUCAAAGAGAUUUGUAAGGAUAUUUGGAAUGAUGAAAUCAUCACCAUGGUAAAUUGGAUUUAUUCCAUUAAUUGGUUCCAAUUGGGUAAAGAUGCUGAUGAAGGAUUGAUUAGAUUGACUGAUAAUCUUUCAGAAAAGAUCUCCAAACACUAG
This is a messenger RNA of Lizanozyma spartinae, 369 nucleotides long. RefSeq lists its product as uncharacterized. Gene Ontology annotation, biological process: cristae formation. Gene Ontology annotation, cellular component: MICOS complex; mitochondrial crista junction. The transcript has a single exon. NCBI's taxonomy places the organism in Eukaryota, Fungi, Ascomycota, Pichiomycetes, Serinales, Debaryomycetaceae. Bases 1 to 369 code for a protein of 122 amino acids. The record is from RefSeq and is a predicted model, not a curated record.